Messenger RNA from Microdochium trichocladiopsis, 1409 nucleotides. RefSeq lists its product as uncharacterized. The record is from RefSeq and is a predicted model, not a curated record. The transcript has a single exon. The coding region runs from base 127 to 1341 and encodes 404 amino acids. Gene Ontology annotation, biological process: maturation of SSU-rRNA from tricistronic rRNA transcript (SSU-rRNA, 5.8S rRNA, LSU-rRNA). Gene Ontology annotation, cellular component: nucleolus; small-subunit processome. Lineage: Eukaryota; Fungi; Ascomycota; Sordariomycetes; Xylariales; Microdochiaceae.
ACCUGAAGACCUGUACACCAUCCCGGCCGCUGCAAGUCGCAUUACAAACGACUCGACAACCGAACGUCGCCAAAGGAUCGUCAAUCAGACACCCGGUAGAGCAUUCCACAGACGCAUCUGCUCAACAUGGCGGUGCAGACUUCCCUGCCAGCACUGCUCGACUCCCUCACAAACUCUCUCAACUCGGCCAUCGAUGCAACCCCCAAGGUCGCCGGCCUCAUCCAGCCCACGCAGGAUGGCGUCUCCCUCCUCGACGUCAAGAACGAGCUCCUCCUGUCGUACCUGCAGAACCUCGUCUUCCUGAUCUUGCUCAAGAUCCGCAACGCGCGCGACGGCACGACUUCGUCCUCGGGCAAUGAGAACAACGACGGCGACGACGAGGAUGCCAGCUCGCAACUAUCGGACGACGUGGUCAAGAAGCUGGUAGAGCUCCGCUUGUUCAUGGACAAGGGCGUCCGCCCGCUCGAGGAGAAGCUCCGCUUCCAAUUAGACAAGAUGCUGCGCGCUGCAGACGACGCCGAUCGGAGGAAAGAGCAGCUCGCGCAGAAGGCAGCGGCUGGCGGUGAUGACGACGACGACAAGUCGGAAUCCGACGAAGAGGACGACGACGAGGACGAUGAAGCUGAAAAUGGCGCCGACAGCCUCGCUCGCCCCGGCCCAGCAUCGGCAAAUCAGUUUGCGCCAGGCGUGCGGGGCUUCGAAAAACCCACGGGAGCCGCAGCCGUGGGCAUGGCCGCGGCCGCCACCGCGGAGGACAAGACGGGCAUCUACCGCCCGCCCAAGAUCGCGCCGACCGUCAUGCCGACGACGGAGCGCCGCGAGGCGCGCGGGGACCGCAGGCCGAUGAAGUCGGCGACGAUGGACGAGUACAUUGCCGAGGAGCUGUCGAGCGCGCCCAUGGCGAUGCCCAGCGUGGGCACGACGAUCGUGGCGGGGGGCCGCAAGACCAAGACUGCGGGCGAGAAGGCCGAGGAGGACCGCCGGCGGGACUACGAGGAGACCAACUUUGUGCGCCUGCCCAAGGAGAGCAAGAAGGACCGGGCGAAGCGCAACAAGAUCGAGGGCCGCAGCGCGCGGACCCAGUUUGGCGGCGAGGACUGGCGCGAGCUGGGCGAGGGCGUGGACCGCAUCUCGCGGCUCACGUCGCGCGGCCGGGGCGGCUCGUCGAGCGGAGGCACGAGGGCGCUGCUCGAGAAGAGCCGCAAGCGCGGCCGCGAGACGACCGACAGCGCCAGGGGCAGCGGCCUCAACGAGAGCACGAGGGAAAUUGGAGACCGCUUCAACAAGCGCGUCAAGACGCUCGAGAGUGGUCGCCGCGAUCGGGGCGGAAAGAGAAGGUAGUUCUCGGGUCCAACAUCAGGAGAAUAACAAACACACAUAUUGCAUGGUCUGGCGCAGCAUUCGGAAUA